CAGCUUUUGGCAAGGCUUACAGGGGUAAAUGAUAAAAUGGCAGAAUAUACCAACAGUGCAGGUGUCCCUUCCUUGAAUGCAGCACUGAUGCAUACAUUACAGCGACACAGAGACAUAUUACAGGAUUAUACUCAUGAAUUCCAUAAAACCAAAGCAAACUUUAUGGCAAUACGGGAAAGGGAGAAUCUCAUGCGAUCAGUACGAAAGGAUAUUGAGUCAUAUAAAAGUGGGUCCGGAGUAAACAACAGAAGAACUGAACUGUUUUUAAAAGAACAUGACCACCUUCGAAACUCAGAUCGUCUGAUAGAAGAGACAAUAAGCAUUGCUAUGGCAACAAAAGAAAAUAUCACUUCACAGAGAGGAAUGUUAAAGUCAAUUCACAGCAAAAUGAACACUUUGGCCAAUCGUUUUCCUGCUGUGAACAGCCUGAUCCAGAGGAUCAACCUUAGGAAACGGCGCGACUCGCUCAUCUUGGGUGGUGUUAUUGGUAUCUGUACCAUCCUAUUGCUGCUGUAUGCUUUUCAUUGAUGGGACAUUCCAGGGACUCUUGACAACCACCAUUUUCAUGCCUUGAUCUGGAAUAAGGAAAACUAGGAGGGAGAAAUUGUCCCGAUAAUUAGCCUGACCAGCAGGAUGAAUUCGAGACUAAUAGUGAUGGACUUCUUCCCAGAGAGCCCCAAAGCCAAGCCUGACAAAGCACAUCACCACGGAUCCUCAAUUAGUACCAUCUGAACAAAGGCGCUGGGACCUUUCCUUUCCAAGUGGAAUGGGUUUGACGAGCCACCACUCCUAUUUCAUCUCUCCUUUCACUGCAAACGGAUCUGAACCUCUGCCCCAACUCUCCCUCGUUUGAUAUCAGAGAUGCCUAGAAAUAAACAGGUGGCUAGAGAAUCUCACUGAAGACGUUUUCUAUCAGGACAUUUUUUUCCUUUGUUUCUCUAAAGCACACGCCAGGAGAAAGGCAAGUAUCUUCCUCUUUGUGAAGACACAGAUUUGUGUGCCUGAGUUGAAACAGGAAGAAAUGCACUUUAGCCUGAUGGUUUCCACUCUGCUCAACUUGGCUAAGAUUUCCCACUUCAACAGAGCUGCUCAGCUUGCAAAGCUCUCUUUUAUUAACCCUCUGAAGACACUUAAAAGCUAAGAAGGUUGGGUGCUGAGAAGUGCAAUGCUCAGUGUAGAGGAAUCCCAGAGGUCACUUGACAGUGUUCUCUUCACUCUCCUAAAAUCAUCUUUUAAUCUGUUUUCCUGACUUGUAGUAUUCAGUUUCCUUCCUUUGAGAAAAAGCUGUUAGAAAACAGUUACUUAACUGGUACGUUUCCUUUAUAUAUUUUCAAACAUCUGAUGAGUCUUUUACUGAAAUUGCUUACAGCUUGAGGAGAAGCAGGCAAAUAUGGUUGGUAGCUCUUUUUAACCCAGUACCAAAAAAGGUAUGGUUUAAACAUAAUCAUCUUCUCUGAAAGUGACGAGUUAUCUCUAAAUGAAUAUGGCACUGUGUGUUUUCACCCUGGAAUUGGUCCUCAGUCCUCUCUGUGUCCCUCCCUGUCCCCCAUUGCAUAUCCCACAAGCUGGGGCCCUGUUGUUCAUUACCUGGCUGCAUGUGGCGGCCACCUCUGAGCUAGUGCCCUGCCUCUCAUCUAGCCCCUCUUGAUGCCACCCUGCACAUAGCUGCCUAGCCUGUCUUCCUAAACAACUUACAACCUGUCAUCACUCUGUUCAAGAAUAUUGUAGUGAGUUAACCCAUGCAAUGUAUGCCCAGCACUUUGAUUAUACAUACAUACAUAAAACACCCCCACACCCACACGCAAAUAAAAUCCUAUUCACUUAAUGAGGUAGUGUUCUCCUUUUACAGAUAAAGAAACAAGCCCAAGAGAUGAAGUACUUUGCUCAAAAUCACAGUCCUCCUGAUAGCAAUCAGUUGCCCUUUUCCUAACCAAGGUUUCCCAUCAUGAACUGUAAGCAGGGCUGCCUGGCGCAGUGGAAAGAAU
Galeopterus variegatus (Sunda flying lemur) is the source of this 1985-nucleotide messenger RNA. RefSeq names its product Golgi SNAP receptor complex member 1. Gene Ontology annotation, cellular component: cis-Golgi network; Golgi membrane; Golgi medial cisterna. Gene Ontology annotation, biological process: endoplasmic reticulum to Golgi vesicle-mediated transport; vesicle fusion. The annotation marks the transcript as partial. The record is from RefSeq and is a predicted model, not a curated record. The transcript has a single exon. NCBI's taxonomy places the organism in Eukaryota, Metazoa, Chordata, Mammalia, Dermoptera, Cynocephalidae. Gene Ontology annotation, molecular function: SNAP receptor activity.